Globicephala melas (long-finned pilot whale) is the source of this 3058-nucleotide messenger RNA. RefSeq names its product G protein-coupled receptor kinase 6 (gene GRK6). Gene Ontology annotation, molecular function: G protein-coupled receptor kinase activity; ATP binding. The record is from RefSeq and is a predicted model, not a curated record. Gene Ontology annotation, cellular component: cytoplasm. NCBI's taxonomy places the organism in Eukaryota, Metazoa, Chordata, Mammalia, Artiodactyla, Delphinidae. Gene Ontology annotation, biological process: signal transduction; protein phosphorylation; regulation of signal transduction.
AGAAUGACUGACGCUUCUUUCAUCCAAUCAAAUACAAGAGAUCCGGGGCGUGACCCAGAGGACCCACCUCUUUUGUCCCAGCGGAGGGCUCGGCCCUAAUUGGCAGUUUGGUAUCCUACGAAGGCCCAGAAAUUCGAACGUAGAGGCUGAACCCCACCGCAGACCAACCAGGAAGAGGUGGUGGCGGGAAUCGCAAAGGCAAAAGCAAGAAAUGGCGUCAGAUGCUGCAGUUCCCUCAUAUCAGCCAGUGCGAAGAGCUGCGGCUCAACAUUGAGUGUGACUACCACAGCCUGUGCAAGCGGCAGCCCAUUGGGCGCCUGCUGUUCCGAGAGUUCUGCGCCACGAGGCCCGAGCUGACCCGCUGCAUUGCCUUCCUGGACGGGGUGGCUGACUAUGAAGUGACCCCUGAUGAGAAGCGGAAGGAGUGUGGGUGGCGGCUAAUGCAGAAUUUUCUGAGCCACACGGGUCCCGACCUCAUCCCUGACGUCCCCCGGCAACUGGUGACUAACUGUGCCCAGCGGCUGGAGCAGGGGCCCUGCAAAGACCUCUUCCAGGAGCUCACCCGGCUGACCCACGAGUACCUGAGUGUGGCCCCUUAUACCGACUACCUCGACAGCAUCUACUUCAACCGUUUCCUGCAGUGGAAGUGGCUGGAAAGGCAGCCAGUGACCAAAAACACCUUCAGGCAGUACCGAGUCCUGGGCAAAGGUGGCUUUGGGGAGGUAUGUGCCUGCCAGGUGCGGGCAACAGGCAAGAUGUACGCCUGCAAGAAGCUGGAGAAGAAGCGGAUCAAGAAGAGGAAAGGGGAGGCCAUGGCCCUCAAUGAGAAGCAGAUCCUGGAGAAAGUGAACAGUAGGUUUGUAGUGAGCUUGGCCUACGCCUAUGAGACCAAGGACGCGCUGUGCCUGGUGCUGACGCUGAUGAACGGAGGCGACCUCAAGUUCCACAUCUACCACAUGGGCCAGGCUGGCUUCCCCGAGGCUCGGGCCGUCUUCUACGCGGCAGAGAUCUGCUGCGGCCUGGAGGACCUGCACCGGGAACGCAUCGUGUACAGGGACCUAAAGCCAGAGAACAUCCUACUAGAUGACCACGGUCACAUCCGCAUCUCCGACCUGGGGCUGGCAGUGCACGUACCUGAGGGCCAGACGAUCAAAGGCCGUGUGGGCACUGUGGGCUACAUGGCCCCAGAGGUGGUGAAGAACGAACGGUACACAUUCAGCCCGGACUGGUGGGCGCUAGGCUGCCUCCUGUACGAGAUGAUCGCAGGCCAGUCACCUUUCCAGCAGAGAAAAAAGAAGAUCAAGCGGGAGGAGGUGGAGCGGCUGGUAAAGGAGGUGCCCGAGGAGUACUCAGAGCACUUUUCCCCGCAGGCCCGCUCGCUCUGUUCCCAGCUCCUCUGCAAGGACCCUGCUGAGCGCCUGGGGUGUGGGGGGGGCGGUGCCCGCGAGGUGAAGGAGCACCCCCUCUUCAAGAAGCUGAACUUCAAGCGGCUGGGAGCCGGCAUGCUAGAACCACCCUUCAAGCCUGAUCCCCAGGCCAUUUACUGCAAGGAUGUUCUGGAUAUCGAACAGUUCUCCACAGUUAAGGGUGUGGAGCUGGAAGCCACUGACCAGGACUUCUACCAGAAAUUUGCCACGGGCAGUGUGUCCAUCCCCUGGCAGAAUGAGAUGGUGGAGACCGAGUGCUUCCAGGAGCUGAAUGUCUUCGGGCUGGAUGGCUCGGUUCCCCCAGACCUGGACUGGAAGGGCCAGCCACCUGCACCCCCAAAGAAGGGACUGCUGCAGAGGCUCUUCAGUCGCCAGGACUGCUGUGGGAACUGCAGCGACAGUGAGGAAGAGCUUCCCGCCCGCCUUGAGCUCCCCACCCGCCUCUAGCCCCCAACCUGAGGCCCCGCCGGGCGGUUGGCGGUAGCAGCUACUCCAAGCGCUGUUUACAGUUUUGCACAGUGGUCUUCCCCAUUGUCCAUUCAAGUUGUGGCCUGGGGAACACAGCCGGAGCUGUCCCCAGUGCCCUCUGCCCCUCAGCCCCUGGUCUGGCUGAGUUUGGCAAGGCCUGGACUGUCCCUGGGACAAAGGUGCGUCCCUUCAGCUCUUGUCUGUGGAGCUCGGGGCUUUCUGUAUUUAUGUCUUUGUACGAAUGUAUAUAGCAACCAGAGCGUUCUUAAGACCCACGCUGGAGCCGGCAGAGGGGCUGCUGCCACACUCCAGGCACCUCAGGCCCAGCUCAGACGGGCGAGGUUGGGCCAGGCCAGGCCCCUGGGCCCCCAGCACUGUGCUUGCCACCGCCGACCUCCGAGUGAGACUCGUGCCUGCCCCUGCCGCCCUGGGCUUAGGCCGCCACCUCUGGGGCCCAAUACUGUCCCUUCUCAGCACCUGUCAGAGCUGGAUCUGGGACCUUUCUGUCCCCUAGGCCUGUGCCAAAGUGUGACCAGAGAUUGGGCUGACCCUGGGACCCCUCAGUCCACUGCCCAGGCUGUCCCAGAUGGGUCUGCCUCUGCCUUCCAGCUCCCAGGUCACCUUGUCCCUUGUGCUGGGCCCUGUCCUGAAGACACCUCGUGCAGAAACACCCCAGCCCAGGCCAGGGGAAGGGUAGGGGUGGGGGUGUCCCUGACCAACCCUCAAACAUUCCAGACUCCCCUCAUAACAGACACAUGUGCCCAGCAAUAAUCCACCCCUCCCAGUGUGUGCCUGUGGUGUGUGUGUGUGUGUGUGUGUGUGUGUGUGUGUGAGAGAGAGAGAGAGAGAGAGAGAGAGAGAAGGGGGCAGGCGAGGCUGUGGGCCUGCACCCUAGGCCCCAGCCCUGGCCCCUCCCGGACUGUGAUGGCCAUCCUGGUCCCAGUGUUAGGGUAGCGUGGGAUUACAGGGUCCCAGUUUUUCCAUAUUUAAAGCCAAUUUUUAUUACCCAUUUUGUCCAAUAUAAGCUGCCACAUGUCUCUGUGUGAAUACAGUCCGAGCACAAACCUGGCCAGCUGCCCCUGCCUGCCUCUUUCUUGCCCCUGGUGGUCCAGGGGUCUUCCUGCUUCCCUGGCCCUGCUGGAAGUGGAAAGAGAUUGGAAGUG